AUGGCUGGCAACAAGAAAAAGAAGAAGCCCGCUGCUAACCCGGCACGCGGCUUUGCGACUACCUCGAUUGCCUCCAAACCCCGGCCUGAAGUAUCCGACUCGGAAGCAAAGCCGUUGGCCGAUGGUGUUUCUGGUGCCUCUGCCCCUCCAUCCAAGGAAAAUGCCCCGCCAUCCGCAAAGUCCACGACUGGUGAUGGUCAUGGCAGUACUACUGCCCAGCAGACCAGCGAGGACAAGCCCUUGAGCCCCGAAGAGUUUGAAAAGCAGCUUGAAGAGUCCGAGCUGCAGCUCCUCGUCGAGAAGCAUUCCCAGAAAACCAAGCGUGAUGCCCAGCGACAACGAACUCGACUCGAAACUGACCGACGCCUGCUCCGUAGCCAGGCUGAUCUGGUCAAUGCUCCAAAAUGGCUACCUCCAGACCUGGUGGAACAUAUUCUCGACCUCAUCAAGGCAGAGAUGAGGUUUGCCGGGUCAAGCUUGUCAUCCGAAAAUGUUGGCACUGGAAAGCUUCCGUCCGAGGAGGACAUGAUUGUUCGGCUGUGGACCUUGCGCCAGACCUUGGCCGCUGCUGGAUUUCCCGAAGCACGAGUGGAAGCUGUUCUUAAACACAUUUUGGAUAUUGCCACCAAUGUUUCUUCUUCUGUCAAAGACUCCAUCUGGGGCCUGGAUGAGUCCUUGGAGUGGCUUGCCCGAGAGUGCCCUGCCGAGGAACUUCCCUUAUACGAAUUCAAGGGCAAGCCUAUUUCCAGAGAUACCCCUACAGAUACCCCGAACGCAUCACGCCCCGGUACUCCCAAGCCUCUGUCACUCAGCUCCGGCAAGAACAAAGCAAAUACUCGAGGAAGCAAGUCUGCAUCGCCAAAUAAAAAGCUUGUCAUGACAUACGACCUAGAUAUAGAACCCGAAGAUCUGAUACCCGAAUACGUUUCCGCAAGAGCAAAGCAUCUCGAGCUCAGCCGUAGCGUUAGACCAACCGAUAGCGAGGACAAGACACAACUAGAGAUUGCUAAGCUUGAAGCUAAAAUAAAAAAGAUCGAGAGUGACGUUCUUUUCGAUAAGUUCAAUGCCGACCUUAGGUGGAAAUCCGAGAAGAUCCUUGUCGAAAGACAACUGGCUGCUGCCAAGAAGGAAGCACAAGCUGCGGCAGAGGAACUCGGAUCGAAAGCAGAGCAAACACCAGAAGCCAAUGCCGACGACAGUGUAAACGAUGAGGCGGAUCGUAUUGCUGCGGAAAUUUUGGCUCAAGAAGAUGAAGAUAGCGACGCCAUUGCUGGACUAUUCGCAUCCCUCCCACAGAAUGAGGUGGAUCCAAACACGGGUAAAACGCAGACUGUCAUUACCGCUGCAGAUGGUACUAAACUUGUCCUUCGAGACUUUGGGAAAUGGACAGGAGUGGGCCCUAGAAGAGUUUUGGAGGACUCUUGUCGCUCCAGAGACCCGUCAGUCAGAAUGACGUAUACUGUAGUCUCUGAAGCUACAUUUGCUAGCCGCCAAUCUGUUGAUAUUUGGUGGACAAAAGCUCAGGAGCUGCCUCACGUCUUGCCCGAUUCGGACGUCGAAGUCGCCGCUGACGCGACGCAUUUCACCUUCACGAUGAAAAGUGUUGCUGUGUCUGAUGCCAAACAAUCCGAGGCCUACAUCUCCACUGCGGCCCUUUUCCACAUAUUUAACGGUAAUUCGAAGGAUGAGAAAGUUAGUCUAAGACUACCCCCUGUUUGGAAAGAUCUUUGGUCAGAAAUGGCAGAAGCGAAGAAGGACUAUAUGGAUACUCAGGAUCGCGAAGCAGUGAGGUCGUUGAGAACCAUGGUUCGCCAACGACAAGAUCAAGAGCUAGAAGAUGGAGUUAUUGCCUUCCGAGGCCGUGGGGCAGCUAAAAACUCACCAGAUUCGACACAAAAUGGAUCCUUGGAUCGCUCAAGACUAAACACUGCUGGUGUAGAAUCGUUGCAGAAAAUUUGGUAUGACAAGGCUAGGGGUGAAAAGUUCCAAUCCAUGUUGAAAUUCCGAAUGCAGCUCCCCAUGUGGCAGUUUCGACCACAAGUCCUUGCGGCUGUUGACGACAACCAAGUCGUCAUUGUCUGUGGAGAGACGGGAUGCGGCAAGAGCACGCAAGUACCUGCAUUUUUGCUGGAACACGAACUAUCUCAAGGCAGGCACUGCAAAAUAUACUGUACAGAACCUCGCAGAAUUUCGGCCAUCUCUCUGGCCAGGCGCGUAAGCGACGAACUUGGUGAAAACAAGGGUGAUUUAGGUACCAACAGAUCACUUGUGGGAUACUCCAUUCGUCUUGAAGCCAACACAUCUCGGGAGACGAGACUGGUUUUCGCUACGACUGGUAUUGUUAUGCGAAUGUUGGAGGGAUCCAACGAUCUCCGUGAGGUGACACAUUUGAUUCUUGACGAGGUUCACGAACGAUCUAUCGACAGCGAUUUCCUUCUCAUCGUCCUCAAGAGGCUCUUGACGAAGAGAAAAGACCUCAAGGUUGUGCUUAUGUCUGCCACAGUGGACGCCGAACGGUUCUCGGCAUAUUUGGGUGGCGCACCAAUUCUGAAUGUACCUGGUCGAACAUUCCCAGUGGAUGUACGCUAUCUGGAAGAUGUUGUUGAACUCACAGGAUACCGCCCGAGCGACUCGCCUGAGGAGAAGAUGGUCGAUCUUGAUGAUGAUGUUGUGGAGGGAGAGGGCAACGGUCCAAAGAGUGAAAUCUCUUCGAGCUUAUCGGCCUACUCUCCGCAGACAAGAAGCACAUUAACUCAAUUGGACGAAUACCGCAUCGACUUCGACCUAAUUCUACAGCUCAUGGUGCGUAUUGCCUCGGAUGAGUCCCUCGCAUUUUACAGCAAGGCAAUCCUAGUAUUUUUGCCAGGUAUUGCUGAAAUUCGAACUCUCAACGACAUGCUCCUUGGAGACCCGCGAUUCGCCAAAGACUGGCUGGUAUACCCUCUCCAUUCCUCUAUUGCUACUGAGGACCAAGAAUCGGCCUUCCUCGUACCACCUCCAGGAGUGCGCAAGAUUGUGCUCGCCACCAACAUCGCCGAGACUGGUAUUACAAUCCCGGAUGUCACUUGCGUUAUCGACACCGGAAAGCAUCGCGAGAUGCGUUUUGACGAGAAGAAACAGCUAUCUCGACUAAUUGAUACCUUUAUUUCUAGAGCCAACGCGAAACAAAGGCGAGGCCGUGCAGGUCGUGUUCAAAAUGGGUUAUGCUUCCAUAUGUUCACCAAGUAUCGACACGACUGUAUUAUGAGUGACCAGCAGACGCCUGAAAUGCUUCGUUUAUCUCUACAGGACCUGGCUAUUCGCGUCAAGAUUUGCAAGAUUGGCGGGAUCGAGGAGACACUUAGUGAUGCCCUGGAUGCUCCAUCGGCUAAGAAUAUUCGCCGUGCUAUUGAUGCAUUGGUAGAUGUUCGUGCCUUGACAACAGCCGAGGAACUCACUCCUUUGGGCCACCAGCUCGCGAGAUUACCUCUUGAUGUGUUCCUGGGUAAGCUUAUCCUGUUGGGCACGGUAUUCAAAUGCCUCGACAUGUCUAUCACCGUUGCCGCUAUUCUCUCAUCAAAGUCACCCUUUUCUGCGCCCUGGGGUCAGCGUGCACAAGCCGAUAAUGCACGAAUGGCCUUCCGUCGAGCAGAUUCCGAUCUUCUCACUAUAUACAACGCCUACCUUGCCUGGAAGCGAGUAUGCCAAGCCAACAGCGGCGGGGGCAAAGAAUUUCAAUUCUGUCGCAAGAAUUUCCUCAGUCAGCAGACGCUGGCCAAUAUCGAAGACUUGAAGGGUCAGCUGCUUGUAUCCCUAGCAGACUCGGGUUUCCUCUCCUUAACAGAGGAAGAGCGCCGUACACUCGCACGUCUUCGAUUUGCACAAGGCCGUCGACGCCAGCAAAACUUUUACGAAGUUCCUCGACGAGUCAACAUCAAUAGUGAAAACGACUUGAUUUCCUCAUCAGUCAUUGCCUGGAGCUUCUACCCCAAGCUUCUUGUUCGCGAUACACCCGGUACGAAAGGCCUCCGUAACAUUGGCAAUAAUCAGAACAUUAGUUUGCACCCGUCCUCCGUGAAUAGAGGCUUCUUGGACAUUAAAUGGCUAUCCUACUAUCACAUUAUGCAGUCAAAGACUGUUUAUCACGCGCAUGAAACCACUGCGGUUGAACCAUUUGCCAUUGCCCUUCUUUGCGGCGACGUCCGCUGCGAUAUGUUCUCGGGUGUAAUUGUCCUCGACGGUAACAGAGGACGCUUCGCGCUACCGGACUGGAAGACUAUGCUCGUUCUCAAAGUCCUCCGUACUCGACUCCGCGAAUUACUUACUCGUUCGUUCAAACAACCGGGUAAAUUACCAACUGCCCAGCAAGAGAAAUGGCUAGAAGUGUGGCAGAAGUUGUUCACGCAAGAUCAGAGGGACGAUGGAAAGAGCAGUGGUGUAUCUGUGGCUGUGGCUAAGGCAUAG
Messenger RNA from Metarhizium robertsii ARSEF 23, 4443 nucleotides. Its product is annotated as pre-mRNA-splicing factor ATP-dependent RNA helicase PRP22. Gene Ontology annotation, molecular function: RNA binding; ATP binding. Lineage: Eukaryota; Fungi; Ascomycota; Sordariomycetes; Hypocreales; Clavicipitaceae. Bases 1 to 4443 code for a protein of 1480 amino acids. Gene Ontology annotation, cellular component: intracellular anatomical structure. The transcript has 7 exons. The record is from RefSeq and is a predicted model, not a curated record.